Molecule: messenger RNA, 798 nt
Organism: Haliotis rubra (blacklip abalone)
Lineage: Eukaryota; Metazoa; Mollusca; Gastropoda; Lepetellida; Haliotidae
Product: ependymin-related protein 1-like
Exons: 6
Coding region: 63-704 (213 amino acids)
Biological process (GO): cell-matrix adhesion
Cellular component (GO): extracellular region; lysosome
Molecular function (GO): calcium ion binding
Source: RefSeq, a predicted model, not a curated record
GAGCGCCAGGUAUAUAUAAACCCGAACCACACACACUUGCUCCAGAGUAAAUUAUCGCCAACAUGUUGUUUUUCAGUCUUGUCGUAGUGUUCGUUCCCGCUGUUCUGGGGGGUAAUAUCUGCUGCACCCCCCGCCAGUGGGAGGGUGUGGAGGCUCAGGUGAUUGGUACUGUGAAAACUGGAGGAACGCCACUGCUGUCAGAGACUGAAAUAAAAGUUUCCGUUGAUGCCACUAACAACAGGAUGGCCUUUGACGAACAAGUCACGGCAAACGGAUACACCGUCAAUGUCAAGGUCGUCCAGCUCUGGGAUAAAAAGACGGAGUACAUCAUCCAGCAGACCAGGACGUGCGCUCGCAAACAGCUGACCGGUGACUUCCCGAGUGGCUGUAUACCAGACACUGCUACGUUGACGGGGAAGCAUUUCGAGGGCUCUCCCCAAAACAAGGUCACCUACAACUCCUACCGUAUCGUCGACGCUGCCAAAGGCGUUACCAUCAUUGCGGACAUGACUUCAGACACAUGCGAACCCAUCAGACAGGAGACAUUCGGAAACUCUGGAACUGAAUAUUACCUUAUUUCAAACCGUUACUACGACAUCAGCGGAGGCAUCAAAAACACCACAGUCUUCGACGUUCCUCCAGCCUGCAACAACGCACCCUUCGUGGGAACUUCCGGGAGCCAAAGAGGAGCCUUGUUCGGAUGAGGAAUGACUUCACCUCAUACACGUCAACCUGCAAACCAAGACACAUUUUCAAAAGUAAAUGUACUUCAGAUCAAAUAAAGUGCGUUGUAUUUAC